Danaus plexippus (monarch butterfly) is the source of this 934-nucleotide messenger RNA. Its product is annotated as circadian clock-controlled protein daywake-like. The transcript is spliced from 5 exons. Bases 23 to 844 code for a protein of 273 amino acids. The record is from RefSeq and is a predicted model, not a curated record. Lineage: Eukaryota; Metazoa; Arthropoda; Insecta; Lepidoptera; Nymphalidae.
UGAACCUGCGACGGUCAUAAAUAUGAAGCUCGGCGCCAGGAGACAUACAGUCAGUGCUCAACUCUCGUCCGAUCGUCAGUUUCUGUGCAAGAUGAAGGCAUUUUUUAUUUUUGUGGCCCUUUCCGUAAUACACAGCACCAGAGCUGAAGAGGGUUUCUUACCCUCCUUCAUCCACCCGUGCAAUAUAGAUGAUUCAAAAUUCGCUGAAUGCGUGAAAGAACAAAUAUUGGAAUGUCUUCCGCACUUCACCAAGGGUAUCCCGGAGUACGGCGUGCCUUCCAUAGACCCAGUGGAUCUCAACGACAUCAUCAUAGACGGGAAUGGACUCAAGCUGAAAUUCACUGACGCUCAGAUGCACGGCCUUAGCAAAAUUGAUCUGACCGGUUUUAACCUGCAGCUGGGUGACAAGCAGGAAUCAUUUGAACUUAAAGUUAAAGGAAAUUUAAGUUUAACAGCACAGUACCAAGCUGACGGUCAGAUUUUAAUACUCCCCAUCAGAGGUCACGGCGACGCUUUGAUUGACUGUGACGGCAUCGAAGUCCAAAUCAACAGUAACCUGAGCCACGUGAAGGACGAUAAGGGCACGCAUUUCAAACUUGUGGCACCAAAUUACAAGUACGACAUCACAACAACGAAGAUAGACCUCAAGAACUUGUUCGACGGGAACAAGCAACUCGCUGAAACUACAUUGAAAUUCGCCAACGAGAACUGGCGGCAGUUGAUGGACGACCUCGCACCGCCAGCUAUCAAACAAAUCGUCAAGACUAUCAUCAAGAGCAUCAAUAAAUUCUUCUCGAAAGUAACUAUUCAACAGAUCAUACACGGAUAUGAUGAAAAACAUUGAUUUUUAUUUAAUAUAAACCAGUUAAAUGUCAUUUAUCUGUCAGUCGUAAAUUAUUAUUAUAAAUUUAAUAAAAAUAUUAUAUACGGACAA